Messenger RNA from Adineta ricciae, 906 nucleotides. The record is from the annotation of a GenBank genome assembly. NCBI's taxonomy places the organism in Eukaryota, Metazoa, Rotifera, Eurotatoria, Adinetida, Adinetidae.
AUGUCGAUAGAGAAAUCCAAUGACCCAACGCUGGUCGAACCCGAAGCAGCGACGGAUACGGACCACCAAGCGAUAAUGAAAAUGUUAAAAAAGAUACAGACGGACACUCAUGACGGAUUUCGAGCUUUGAAAUCGGAGUUCAAGCAGGAGGUGAAAAAUCGGGUGGAUCAGGUGAGCCUGGAGGUGAAGCAGCUUACAGCACGGGUGGCACAAUGCGACAACCUACGAACAGAGGAAAUAAUGGCUCUAAAAAAACAAAUCAGCACAUUGGAAUUGGCAAACUUGGCUCCCUCAUCAACUAAACCACCGACAAUGGGGACUGAAGGAAAACCGAUGUCACAGGGCCAGAAUUUACUCAGAAUGGCGUUUGACAAACAAAUCGACGAGCUGAAGCCAUACUAUGGCAAGAAGCAGGAGAAUGUCGAGAUUUGGAUCAAGAAGAUUGACAAACUAGCGGAAAUCGCAAAGAUGCCGAGCGAGGAAAUAUUCGUCUUGGCUCAAUUGAAGUUACAAGGAGAUGCUGAAAAAUGGUGGGAUAAUAAAAAGAAGGAAAUCGAUUCGUGGACGACAUUAAAAAGCAAGCUGAUAGACACAUUCGGACCACUGGAAUUCCGACAUAAAUACGAAAACAAAACGUUCGACGAUGUUGAUCAACUUCUCAAAGCAUUAAUACAAUACGAAGAAAAUCGACUGCGACCACCGUACGAUGAGUAUAAUCAAACAACCAAUUCAGGCCGUGAAGGUCAGCCAACAAUAUGGAACCAACAGCACUUCUCCGAAGCUGUCAACCAAGUGGCAAGCAACCAUCAACGACUACCAUGGAAUAAUAAAUCAACAGCAAUACAACAACCCAUCAAUCGGGCUGAAACCAACAACAACGCCCAACAACUAAGUCACCCAAACUAA